Pararge aegeria (speckled wood butterfly) is the source of this 3261-nucleotide messenger RNA. RefSeq lists its product as uncharacterized. NCBI's taxonomy places the organism in Eukaryota, Metazoa, Arthropoda, Insecta, Lepidoptera, Nymphalidae. The coding region runs from base 1 to 3261 and encodes 1086 amino acids. Gene Ontology annotation, molecular function: ligand-gated monoatomic ion channel activity. The record is from RefSeq and is a predicted model, not a curated record. Gene Ontology annotation, cellular component: membrane. The transcript is spliced from 21 exons.
AUGUUUGCGGCACCUUACCGUUGGAUACUAAUAGGUCUAACUGCAAAUGAUUCUGAAAAUAAUUUAACUCUACCAGAAUAUUUUGAAAAUGUCGAAUUUUUGGUUGACUCUGAGGUUCUUGCUGUGUAUCAGCUAAAUAAUUUGACCUACGCAAUAUAUAAAAUUUACAAAAUAGGAUCAGAAAGUGCAUGGAAAAUUGAGCCAAUCGGCGCCUGGAAUACAAGUCAUGGAUUACAAGAAACAUCGAACCUCACUAAAAUCACCGCUCUACGAAGGCGCAAUUUAGAAAACUAUGAAAUUAAAAUCUGUUAUGUUUUAACAGAUUAUGAUAGCAUUAAUCAUCUGACGGAUGAAGUGAAUGACCAUAUAGACACUAUAACCAAGGUAAACUUCCCAACAACGAAUCAGCUGCUAGAUUUUCUCAAUGCUGGGAGAAAGUACAUUUACACAGAUACAUGGGGCUACCGACGCAACAAUACCUGGAAUGGCAUGACUGGCUACUUGGUAAGAGAAGAAGUGGAGAUUGGAGGAUCACCGAUGUUUUUUACCUCCGAACGUCUAUCUGUAGUGGAAUACAUCUCAAGCCCAACGCCCACUCGAUCCAAAUUCGUGUUUCAGCAACCAAAACUUUCUUAUGAAAACAAUUUGUUCUUAUUGUCCUUCAAAUAUUCCUUGUGGAUUGGUUCUGGUGUUUUGCUGAUUUUGAUUUAUUUGGUCCUCUUUGUGGUAGCUUUUUGGGAAUGGAGACGUACAAGGCAUUGUGUAUCACGUAUAGAAGAUGCAGGAAUUUUAAGACCUAACCUUAUAGAUGUGGGCUUGUUUAUAUUUGGAACUACGUGUCAACAGGGUAGCACUGUUGAACUUAAAGGUUCCUUGGGACGUAUAGUUUUAAUCUUUCUAUUCGUGACAGUAACAUUCCUGUAUACGUCUUACGCCGCCAACAUAGUAGCUCUCCUGCAAUCAAGUUCUUCGCAAAUCAGAACAUUGGAUGAUUUGUUACACUCGAGGAUCAAGUUUGGAGUACACGACACUGUGUUCAAUAGAUAUUACUUUUCGACGGAAACAGAGCCUGUUCGAAAAGCUAUUUACGAAACCAAAGUGGCACCUCCUGGUGCGACUCCACGUUUCAUGACUAUGGAAGCUGGAGUCAAGGAAAUAAAAAAGGGACUUUUCGCAUUUCACAUGGAAACUGGUGUUGGAUACAAAUUCGUUGGAAAAUUUUUCGAGGAAGGCGAAAAAUGCGGUCUUAAGGAAAUACAAUACUUGCGUGUCAUUGAUCCGUGGCUCGCUGUAAGGAAAAACACACCAUUUAUGGAAAUGUUCAAAAUUGGGACGAAGCGUUUGCAAGAACAUGGGCUUCAGAACCGGGAAAAUCAUCUGCUCUACGAAAAACGGCCUAAAUGCUCGGGAAGGCAGGCUAAUUUCGUUUCAGUCAGCAUGGUUGACUGCUAUCCAGCUUUGCUGGUGCUAUCUUAUGGAGCCUUAAUAGCUUUGGUUGUUGCUUUAUUAGAAAUCUUAUACCAUAGACGAUACCAAAUCAAGGAUAAGGUUGAACAUGGCGUAAUGCGUCCAAAGAAGAUAAAGCUGGUUAAUAAAUUAAAUAACAUGCGGCCACCGAGAACUAUUCAGUUCAUUAAAGAUUUUGAAGAUUCUGCUGGAUUCAAUGAUUUGGUAAUUGUAGUCGAGUUGGAUAGAUUAGCCACCAAAGGCUUUUUGAAACAGGCCAAUGCAACAAGAAAACUUCGCAAUCCUUACCGUUGGUUGAUAAUUAAUAGGAAUUCCGUUAACAAUAACAAAAUACCAAUUGAUUUGAAUGACCUCAGCAUAUUACUGGAUUCAGAAGUAAUAUUAUCACAAAAGGAUGUUUACAAAUUAAAAUCCAAUUCAAAUGUGUGGAAGUUUCAACCCUUUGGUAAAUGGACCCCGCUUGGUUUGAAUUUAACAACUUCGAACACCUCAAUCACUAUAGGACGGAAGAAUUUAGAAGGAAUGCCCAUAAGUGUAUCUGUGGUUGUGAGCUGCGCUGCAACGAAGACAGAUUUGUUGACACUAAAUCUCAACGAACUGCACAUAGAUUUCGUAUCAAAAGCCAGUACACGCCAAGUGACUCCACUUUAUGACUUUAUGAACGCGACCCGGGUCCUUGUCUUCACUGAUACCUGGGGCUACGUCGUUAAUGGCACUUACAAUGGGAUGAUUGGUGACCUGGUCCGAGGAGCGGCCGAUUUAACUGGUACAGUAAUAUUCAUAACGAAACCACGACUGAAAAUUCUGGAGUACUUGUCAUACCCAUCAACUGCAACGGUUAUGUUUGUGUUUCGACAACCGUCACUAUCGUACCAGAACAAUUUGUUCAUUUUGCCGUUUAAGCCAACAGUUUGGCUUUGUAUAUUUGGAGUUAUCAUUUUGAUGAUGGUCAUUAUUUAUAUGAAUGCGCGCUGGGAAAGUGUUAAACUGCAAAACAAAGACAGUCUGGAUAAUGCACUUAUGAAGCCAAGUACUGGUGAAAUUGCAAUGAUGAUUAUCGGCGCGGUCACUCAGCAAGGAACCUAUACUGAAUUAAAAGGAACUUUAGGACGUGUAGUGAUGUUUCUCAUGUUCUUAUUAUUCUUGUUCCUAUACACCUCGUAUUCUGCGAACAUCGUCGCCUUGUUGCAAUCGAGCUCCAACGAGAUUCAAACGCUAACAGAUCUACUAAAUUCUAAAAUGGAGUUGGGUGUUGAAGAUACACCUUAUAACAGGCAUUUUUUUUCUACGUCUACUGAACCCGUUAGAAAAGCUAUUUACGAAAAGAAAAUAGCACCUCGCGGCUACAAACCAAGUUUUAUGAGUUUAGAAGAGGGAGUCAAGAAAUUGCAGAAAAAACCCUUCGCAUUCAACAUGUUUGUUGGAGGAGGAUACAGAUUGGUUGAAAGAUUUUUCCUAGAACACGAAAAGUGUGGACUGCAAGAGAUACAGUACAUACAAGAGAACAAGCCGUGGCUGACUUGUAAAAAGAACUCGCCGUUCACAGAAAUAUACAAGAUUGGAUUGACUAGAAACCACGAACAUGGACUAAACGACCGUGUCAAUAGGAUGAUAUACGCUAAGAAACCUGCUUGUAUAGCCCACGGUGGUAUAUUCGACUCGGUCAACAUGACUGAUUUCUACCCCGCACUGUUGAUGUUGGUGUAUGGAAUGAUACUCGCUCUUGUUCUGAUGUUCAUCGAAAUAUUGCAUUUUCAUCGCUGCAGAGGCAACAGCGGUAUAUGGAGCAUAUAG